AUUACGUCAUUACGUAAGGGAAUCGGAAGCUUGCGCUUGUCCACAGCUACACUUCUGUUGGUUAGCCAGUUAGCUGUUAGCUAGCUGUCUUAGUUUGGAUUUUGCUUUAAGAACCGAUCCGUUCUCCAGAGGAAUCCCGAUCUGUGAUCAAAAUGGGGAAGCGACAACACCAGAAAGAUAAAAUGUACAUCACGUGUACUGAGUACACGCAUUUCUACGGUGGGAAAAAAACAGUAAUCCCCCAGGCUAAUUUCAGACGGCUCCCGUUCGACCACUGCAGCCUGUCGCUCCAGCCCUUUGAGUACCCCAUGUGCACCCCUGAAGGAGUGGUGUUCGACUUACUGAGCAUCGUCCCCUGGAUAAAGAAGUUUGGCACAAACCCCAUUUCUGGAGAGAAGCUGGAGUCGAAGGCCCUGAUCAAGCUGAACUUCAGUAAGAACAGUGAAGGGAAAUAUCACUGCCCUGUCCUGUACACCGUCUUCACCAACAACUCCCACAUCAUCACCAACAGACUCACAGGAAACGUGUACUCCAAUGAGGCUGUGGAGCAGCUGAACAUCAAAACUAAGAGCUACAGAGACCUGCUGACUGAUGAACCCUUCAGCAGACAAGACCUCAUCACCCUGCAGGACCCGACGAACCUGGACAAGUUCAACGUCUCCAACUUCUUCCACGUGAAAAACAAUCUGAAGGUGGUGGAUCCAGACGAGGAGAAGGCCAUGCAGGACCCCUCGUACCACCUGAGGACCACCAACCUGGAGACCCAGGAGACCCUGGCAGAGCUGUACCGAGACUACAAGGGCGACGAGCUGCUGGCCUCCACCAUGAAAGAGCCCGAGAAGAAGAAGACCGACAAACUCAAUGCUGCUCAUUACUCCACUGGCAGAGUUUCAGCCUCCUUCACCUCCACAGCCAUGGCCCCUGAAACCACCCACCAUGCAGACGCCAUUGCCGACGACACCGUGCGCUACCAGUACGUGAAGAAGAAGGGCUACGUGCGCCUGCACACCAACAAGGGAGACCUGAACCUGGAGCUCUACUGCGACAAGGUCCCCAAAGCUGGUGAAAACUUUGUUCGGCUCUGCAAGAAAGGUUACUACAACGACACCAUCUUUCAUCGGUCCAUCCGGAACUUCAUGAUUCAAGGAGGGGACCCUACUGGAACUGGCACAGGGGGAGAGUCGUUCUGGGGGAGGCCCUUUAAGGACGAGUUUCGGCCCAACCUGUCUCACACGGGGCGAGGCGUCCUCAGCAUGGCCAACUCCGGCCCCAACACCAACAAGUCCCAGUUCUUCAUCACGUUUCGCUCGUGUGCCUACCUGGACAGGAAGCACGCGAUAUUCGGCAGAGUAGUGGGCGGGUUCGAGGCCCUCACUGCCAUGGAGAACGUCGAGAGCGACCCCAAAACCGACCGACCCAAGUCGGAGAUUAAGCUCUUGAACGCCACAGUGUUUGUGGAUCCGUACGAGGAAGCAGACGCCCAGAUUGCAGCAGAGCGAGAGAAGGAGCGGGAGAAGCAGAAGGAGGAAGCGGAGGCUCAGGGCUCUGCAGCUCAGAGGAAGGCCAAAGAGGACCAGCCCCCCAAGACCUUCCGCCCAGGCGUGGGCAAGUACAUCAACAUGGCCGCCACGAAACGCUCGGCGGGGGAGGAGGCGGGGCCUUCCACCAGCACCGCCCCUAAAAAACCGAAGAGCAAGAGCGGGGGCUUCGGAGACUUCAGCUGCUGGUGAAUCCCCUCACCUGCGCUCUGCCCCUCACCUGCGCCCUGCCCCUCACCUGACCUCUGCCCCUCACCUGCGCCCUGCCCCUCACCUGCGCUCACCUGUGCCUGGACUUUUACCUCUCAACACCAAGGGGUCAGGUGAGGUGAAUAACUGCGUUACCUGUGUAACUGGAGACUCCCUGGCUCUCUGAACCCAGGCGUUUUAUGAUCAAGGCUUUAUUGGUGAGCGCUGCGUUGCCAGGGUGAUGUGAUGUGAUUGGCAGAUGCUGUUAUGGAGAGCAGUGUCACUGGCAAACUGAGACACACCUUACUGUAACAUAUACCCGUGAUAUAAACUUGUUUUUUUUAACUUGUAUUAUUUUAGUUUUUUUACAUAGUUCCCCCCCCCCCGGUGGGUUUAUGGACAGAGACGGGGGUUCUGGAGGGAG
This is a messenger RNA of Conger conger (European conger), 2151 nucleotides long. It is a transcript of the gene ppil2, whose product is annotated as peptidylprolyl isomerase (cyclophilin)-like 2. The record is from RefSeq and is a predicted model, not a curated record. Gene Ontology annotation, molecular function: peptidyl-prolyl cis-trans isomerase activity; ubiquitin-ubiquitin ligase activity. Gene Ontology annotation, cellular component: catalytic step 2 spliceosome. The coding region runs from base 153 to 1730 and encodes 525 amino acids. Gene Ontology annotation, biological process: protein folding; protein polyubiquitination; protein peptidyl-prolyl isomerization. NCBI's taxonomy places the organism in Eukaryota, Metazoa, Chordata, Actinopteri, Anguilliformes, Congridae. The transcript is spliced from 20 exons.